Messenger RNA from Lotus japonicus, 1882 nucleotides. RefSeq names its product methylmalonate-semialdehyde dehydrogenase [acylating], mitochondrial-like. Gene Ontology annotation, molecular function: methylmalonate-semialdehyde dehydrogenase (acylating, NAD+) activity; malonate-semialdehyde dehydrogenase (acetylating, [NAD(P)+]) activity. The coding region runs from base 161 to 1777 and encodes 538 amino acids. Gene Ontology annotation, biological process: L-valine catabolic process; thymine catabolic process. The record is from RefSeq and is a predicted model, not a curated record. Lineage: Eukaryota; Viridiplantae; Streptophyta; Magnoliopsida; Fabales; Fabaceae. The transcript is spliced from 19 exons. Gene Ontology annotation, cellular component: mitochondrion.
CAAUGACGUUACUAUAAAACUCUCACAUGCAUUGUCUGUGUUGUGAUAAGUGAUAACUAUUGCUGAGUCAGCUUCGUGUCUUUGGUUUUGGUUACAGAUACAGAGUUUACCAUCCUUAAUUUCUCCGAGCACGAUUCGUACGUAGCAGAACAAACCAAUCAUGUUGCAGUUCUCUGUUCAACGAGUGAGGAAAUUGAGCAUUCUGAGGCCUCAGAUCUUUGCUUUGGGAAGUUCCCAUUUGUCAACAGCAGCUCAACCAUCUUCCAGUAAGGGUAAUCCCCCGAGGGUUCCGAAUCUUAUUGGGGGAAGGUUUCUUGACUCAAAGUCUUCAACUUUCAUCGAUGUUAUAAACCCAGCAACCCAGGAAGUUGUUUCAAAACUUCCAUUGACUACAGAUGAAGAGUUUAAAGCUGCUGUAUCUGCAGCAAAGAAAGCAUUUCCAUCAUGGCGUAACACUCCUAUUACGACACGCCAACGUGUUAUGUUGAAGCUCCAGGAGCUCAUUCGCAGAGAUAUGGACAAACUUGCCCUCAAUAUCACCACCGAACAAGGAAAGACUUUGAAGGAUGCCCAAGGAGAUGUAUUUCGUGGCUUAGAGGUGGUGGAACAUGCUUGUGGGAUGGGAACUCUCCAAAUGGGGGAGUAUGUUUCCAAUGUAUCACAUGGCAUUGAUACAUACAGCAUUAGAGAACCACUUGGUGUUUGUGCUGGUAUUUGUCCUUUCAACUUUCCUGCAAUGAUUCCGUUGUGGAUGUUCCCUAUUGCAGUUACGUGUGGUAAUACAUUUGUUCUAAAACCAUCAGAGAAAGACCCAGGUGCUUCUGUAUUGCUUGCAGAAUUGGCAUUGGAGGCUGGAUUGCCUGAGGGUGUCUUAAAUAUAGUUCAUGGAACUCAUGAUGUUGUGAAUGCUAUUUGUGACGAUGACGACAUCAAGGCCAUAUCUUUUGUUGGUUCAAAUGUUGCUGGAAUGCACAUAUAUUCAAGAGCAGCAGCUAAAGGGAAACGUGUUCAGUCCAAUAUGGGGGCCAAAAAUCAUGCAAUUGUCAUGCCAGAUGCAAAUGUUGAUGCUACUGUUAAUGCUUUAGUUGCUGCUGGUUUUGGUGCAGCAGGACAAAGAUGCAUGGCUCUCAGCACAGUUGUUUUUGUUGGAGGCGCAGAACAAUGGGAAACUAAACUUAUUGAGGGUGCCAAAGCUCUUAAAGUAAAUGCUGGAACUGAACCUGAUGCAGAUCUUGGCCCAGUCAUCAGCAGACAGGCAAAGGAGCGAAUUCACAGAUUAAUUCAAUCCGGGGUUGAAAGUGGUGCCAAAGUACUGCUUGAUGGAAGAAAUAUAGUGGUCCCAGGAUAUGAAUCUGGCAAUUUUGUUGGCCCAACCAUCUUGUCAAAUAUCACUGCCAACAUGGAGUGCUACAAGGAAGAAAUUUUUGGCCCUGUUCUUCUUUUCAUGGAGGCUGAUAGCUUGGAAGAGGCCAUAGACAUUAUCAACAAGAACCAGUACGGAAAUGGUGCUUCUAUAUUUACUACAUCUGGUGUUGCUGCAAGGAAGUUUCAGACUGAUAUUGAGGCUGGGCAGAUUGGCAUCAAUGUUCCAAUUCCAGUUCCUUUGCCCUUUUUCUCAUUCACUGGAAACAAGGCAUCGUUUGCUGGCGAUCUCAAUUUCUAUGGCAAAGCAGGGGUUAACUUUUAUACACAGAUGAAAACAAUAACCCAGAAAUGGAAGGAUUCAGAGGGUGGUAGCAAGAUUAACUUGGCCAUGCCAACCUCUCAAAAGUCUUGAAUCUUGCUAUAUUAACUUGUAUAUUGUUUCUGAAACCUUAGUUAUCUUGAAUAAAAUGUUAAAGUUCCUAUCCUGUUAAUCAUUUUCCUAAUUUUCUGGAGUUCA